Molecule: messenger RNA, 1332 nt
Organism: Cylindrotheca closterium
Lineage: Eukaryota; Bacillariophyta; Bacillariophyceae; Bacillariales; Bacillariaceae
Source: the annotation of a GenBank genome assembly
AUGACACAAGUCGAUUCGGGCCCAGGAGCAGCCCCUGAACUCAAGGAUGAACACAAAAGCAAAAGUCCAGUAUCUGUAGGUCAAGCACCGUCGCCAGAAGAGGGAGAAGGAGAUUCAGCGACAGAUGGUUUUGAAGCCGACACCAAUGAGAACAGUGUUGAUGUGACACCAGGUCAUGACACCAAUGACCCACCUCCAUCCGCAACCGAGGAGUCAAAAAGUGAAUCCGCUGUACCGCUAGCAUUUGGUUCUGAAACGUCUACGAAAAACCCAAAGACAUUCUGCCGCAACUCCAGCUCGUUUCUCCGAGUAUCCGAUCUCGACCUUCCGAGUCCUGAUGAAACCACCACUACGCCUUAUUCCAAAGAAACCCCCACUGGGUCCGCCGACGGUGAUGAAGAAGAAGAAGAAGACCAACUGUCUCACUUUCAUCAUCCCUCCGCCGAUCCUCCACCUGGUAUGGAUAAGGAUGACAAGGAAAAGUUUAUUGCCAUUGGAUCCCACGAUGGUGUCCCCACACCAAUUGCACCAAUCGCAAUGCAAAAACUAGCUGCCUUUGGACUGGAAACAGCCUUGAAUCAAGACAUGUGGAACCCUGACCGCAAAACGCAAAAACUGAUUAAAAAAGCAGACCCAGAACAAGAUUGGAUACCUCAUACUUUUAGUCCCGGUCCUUUGUCAGUGGGUGAAUCUUGUAAUUUCCACGACAAGGAAGUCUUUGUAUGGACUGGUACCUUUUCACAUGAUUAUUAUGGGUGCGAAUUGCCAGCGAUUCGAGUGUCGGGUACUGUCAACAUGUCGGCCGAAUAUUUGGUCAAUCUCCUGCUAGACAGCUCCCGCGUCAAGGAAUACAAUCGACUCAUGAUUGAACGCACAGAUGUUCACGUGUUUGUGAACGAUUUGUACAAUGAAAGCAACAACAGCGAAAGCAAUCCCUUUGGUCCUUGCGUUACCAAAUUUACUCGAGCAACUUCGAAACCACCCCUUGUGAAUCGUCUCAUGAUAUUCAACAAUCUCUGCCAUGCCAAAAAGUUACCCGACGACAGUGGCUACCUUGUUUGCAAUCGUGCCAUCUACAAUAGCAAGCAGCCAGAAGUGGAACCGGUCAAUGUAAUCAACAGUGAAGUAUUGUUGGGCGUCAAUCUCAUUCGGCACCUGAGGGAUAAAGAAGGUCAAAUUUUGACAAACAAAUGCGUCAUGACCAAUGUCAAUCACAUGCGAUCGCCCAAGAUCCCAAUGAUGAUAGCCAAAAAGAUAGGAACAAAUGCAGCGACUGGGUAUCUAAAUGACUUUCGAGGAGCAGCAGAGCGAUUGGCGGCACAAAAAGGUUGA